This is a messenger RNA of Micropterus salmoides (largemouth bass), 3771 nucleotides long. It is a transcript of the gene ntrk1, whose product is annotated as neurotrophic tyrosine kinase, receptor, type 1. Gene Ontology annotation, biological process: regulation of phosphatidylinositol 3-kinase/protein kinase B signal transduction; multicellular organism development; cell surface receptor protein tyrosine kinase signaling pathway. Gene Ontology annotation, molecular function: neurotrophin binding; ATP binding; neurotrophin receptor activity. NCBI's taxonomy places the organism in Eukaryota, Metazoa, Chordata, Actinopteri, Centrarchiformes, Centrarchidae. Gene Ontology annotation, cellular component: axon; plasma membrane; signaling receptor complex. The record is from RefSeq and is a predicted model, not a curated record. The coding region runs from base 106 to 2514 and encodes 802 amino acids. The transcript has 17 exons.
CACCUCUCCUCGCUGACUGUUCUUCAUUAGGUGAACCACACAGACACUAACUCCAACUACAGCUGCCAAACCUCUCCGCUGGUGCUGAAAAGAACCUUUUUGAGCAUGACAGUGGCACCAUCGGCCCUGGCACUUCCCCUGCCCCUUGUGCUCACCCUGCUCAGCCUGGCACCGAUGCCCACCUUGGGAGGCUGCCCGUCAGCUUGCCGGUGCUCUUUCGCCAUGCUGCAGUGUCUGGAGCCCGAUGGUAUCACCAACAUCCCUGCUCUGGCACCACAGGAGAGCGAGAACGUGACAGAGAUUUACAUAGAAAACCAAGCAGGCCUGGAGAAUAUAACAGAAAUUGAUCUUGUAAACUACAGAGAGCUGAAAAACCUCACAGUCACAUCAUGUAAGCUGAGGCUCAUCUCUGCCAACGCCUUCCAGCACAACCUCAAGCUCCAGUAUGUCAACCUGGCAUCAAACUCUCUUGAACACAUCUCCUGGAGGGUGUUUCAUUUUCUACCACUGCUCAGUCUGGUUUUGAGGGACAACCCUCUUGUUUGUUCAUGUGACCUCCAUUGGCUCCAGCAGUGGCAGCGUUACGAACGUGGUGACCUGGACAACCAAAUGUUAUCUUGUUUCUCCAAUGAUCAAGAAGUACCCCUCAACUCUUUGGUGAUAGAUAACUGCAGUCUGCCUGAGGUGACUAUUGUCUCCUCCCAAAAUAAAAUUCAAGAGGGAGGAAACCUGACAUUUGAGUGUCAUGUGACAGGAAGUCCCACUCCUAUUGUGAGAUGGCGAACUGAAGAGCUUCACUCUCGCUUCUCUACCAAGGAGAAAAUCUGGGGCUCUACAUUACAGCUGGUCCUGUACCUCACCAACGUAAACUCCAGCGACAACCUACACAACCUAACUUGUGAGGCCGAGAACCAAGCUGGGCCUGGGGAGGAAAUGGUGCAAUUGGACAUUGAGUUUCCUGUCAAAAUCCUCUUCCUGAAGGAUGCUGUGCCGCAGCACCACUGGUGUUUCCCCUUUGCUGUAGAUGGCAAUCCUGAACCAAACAUCACCUGGCUGUACAAUGGAAAUAAACUCAAAAUGAGCAUCUAUACAUACAUCCAGCUCAUCCAUGACUCAGGUGACGGAUCAGUGAUACACGGUUGUCUCUUCCUCAACAAGCCUACCCACAUCAACAAUGGCCACUACACUCUGAUUGUGCAGAACAAACUGGGAAGGGAUGAGGCCACUGCCUUUGGGAAUUUCAUGGACAACCCCUUUGAUCCACUGGAUCCUGAGGGGAUAAUUCCAGUCAUUGAUGUGGAUCCAAUUCCUACAAACAAAUCAGACAUGGACGUCACAGAAAACCCGGAGAGUCGAGUUUUUGUGGUGUCUGUGGCUGUGGGUUUUGCUGUGUUUGCCUGCACUUUCUUUCUUAUCAUGGUUCUGGUGAUUAACAAGUGUGGCCAGCAUUCCAAGUUUGGUAUUCACCGUUCAUCAGUUUUGGGCACUGAGGAUGACCUGGCAGUGUCGCUUCGUUUCAUGAACUUUGGAACAAGCCCACCUUCCUCAGAUGAAGACUCUGGUUUAUCCAGCUUUGUAGAAAAUCCACAGUACUUCUGUGGGAUCAUCAAGGAGAAAGACAUGUGUGUCCAGCAUAUUAAACGGCAGGACAUUGUGUUGAAGUGGGAGCUGGGUGAAGGAGCAUUUGGCAAAGUCUACCUGGCAGAGUGUGCCAACCUCAGCCCUGACAGCGACAAGAUGCUGGUCGCCAUCAAGACUCUAAAGGACGCCAACGAGUCAACCCGGCAGGAUUUCCAGAGGGAGGCGGAGCUGCUGACGGUGCUCCAACACCAGCACAUUGUGCGAUUCUACGGCGUCUGUACCGACGGAGAGCCGCUGGCCAUGGUAUUCGAAUACAUGAGGCAUGGAGACCUCAACCGAUUUCUUCGAGCUCAUGGCCCUGACGCUCGCAUCCUGGAGGAGUCGAAGAUGCCCCCGCUGGGUCAGCUCACUCUGCCUCAGAUGCUCCACAUCGCCGCCCAGAUCGCCUCGGGCAUGGUCUACCUGGCAUCACUGCACUUUGUCCACCGCGACCUGGCAACUCGCAAUUGUCUGGUGGGGGAGGGCCUAGUGGUCAAAAUCGGAGACUUUGGCAUGUCCCGAGACAUCUACAGCACAGAUUACUAUCGGGUGGGUGGACGUACGAUGUUGCCAAUCCGCUGGAUGCCCCCAGAGAGCAUCAUGUACAGGAAGUUCACCACAGAGAGUGACAUCUGGAGUUUUGGCGUGGUCCUCUGGGAGAUCUUCACCUACGGCAAACAGCCCUGGUACCAGCUUUCCAACAGUGAGGCAAUCGAAUGCAUCACACAGGGACGGGAACUGGAAAGGCCACGCACUUGCCCCAAGGAGGUGUACCUGCUGAUGCAGGGCUGCUGGCAGAGAGAGCCCCAGCAGAGGAUGAUCAUCAAGGACAUCCACAGCCGUCUGCUGGCCCUGGUCAAGAACCCCCCGGUUUACCUGGAUAUCCUGGGCUAAAGGGGCAGCGAGCCAACCAGGAAGUGGAGUUCAGAGGCUGGGGAAGUCGAGGUUUUGAUUUGAGACCUAAAACCUGUUUCUUGAAUCCAAUUACUCUAAUCAGGGGCUAUUACUUUAAACAGGUUCCUCUUGGUUUAACUAUGACCCAGUUCUCCCAGUUGCUGCUUUUCCAGCCUCAGUGCUUGAUGGACUAAAUGUCUGCAGCGACCUUUCCAGUUUUUCCUCAUCCUGGCUUUACUCCCAUCACCCGUUUACUGCCCCGUCAUUCUCUGGAAACCUGUCAAAUGUUUACCAAAGUGUAAUGUUUAUCUGAAGUGAGUGCAUGGACACCAUUUGAAGUAACUAUAUACAUCAGAUGAUGGCUUGUCUGGGAAUUUUGGCUCUUAAGUCCCUGCAAAGGUUUGUGAGCUGAGCUGUGGUGCAUUUUAUGUGACUCUACAGCCAACACUUGUGUUGAAAGACAAUUAGAAAAUGAAACAGAUGAUUACAAGAGAGGGCACUCCACAUCAUGGGUCAAAAGUGAAACCAGUGAAAACCAUUUUUUCAGAUUUGGGUACCGCAGACAGUCAUUUGUACAGUAAAGUCACUGAUUUUGGAUACGUUUUGAUAUGGGAAAUUAUUCAAAGACUUUCAGUAAAUGUAUAUAAGAUUUCAAAGUUGUACAAUCAACACCUUUGAAAGCUUGUUUGUUUCUGAUAUGUCAAAUCUAGUGUAAGAUAUGAGUAUUUUUCAAAAACAAAAAGCCAUAUUAACAGUGAAAGUGUGUGUUUACAAUUAAUGUUGUCUGUUUUUCUGUCAAAUAUGAACAAAAAAAUGCUUCCAGAGAACUCCUGUGGGCUGCCUGCGAGACUUCGGAGUGGCUUUUGUACAAAUUAGCGAUGUUCAACAUGCUACUGUAGCGACCUUCAAAAUCAAAGCACUGCAGUGAAAUUCAGUAUGGGGGCAAGAUGGUGGGGAGGUGCCACACUGAGAUGGUUUUAGAGGUAACAGAUGGAUUAAAGUGAGUGAAACUCCAGGAGAGGGACAGAUGGCACUGAAACUGGAUGUGAGGCCACAACCAUGGGGGGGUAAAAAAGUUUAAAUUCAACCAAAUUGAGCAUUUAGUGGGUGAAAGAGUGUACAAACCAUUGUGAUGCCUAUACUGUAAGUGUAAAAUACUAAAUGUACAGACUCUGUAUUAAUGUUUAAAACAAAUAUAUCUCCAAGUAUUGUUACUCCAGCACUUUGUAUAUCAUCUGCCCUUAAAAAUAAACAAAC